AUGCCUGGUAAUACGAAUAAUAAUACUACUACCAGUGGUAGUGUUAAAACUAGACCAACUACACAUACUGAUGAUAGUCAGAAGGUGACCGAUCAGAAACAUGAAAUUUCUCCGAUCAUAGGUGUUUGUGGUGAUUAUACUAUUCGUACUGAUGAGGUCCAUAAGCCUAUUAUUUUGCCCGAUUUUGGAGAUGUUAAGAAGAAAGAAGGAACUGAAAUGAAUAAGAUUUACGAAGGUCAAUCUUAUAAUCAUCAAGAACUUAUCCAAUUAGAACACACUAAAACAGAGAUUUGUACUGUAUGUGAGCAAGUUCCUGCUGAGAAAAUGAUACGAUUUAAACAAGCCUUUCACUCGAUACCAUUCUAUAUCGAGUCUGAUAUAGUCGUAACGGGCACAAUGAUUGAUCAAGGAAAUCAACUUGCUUAUCUUCUCAAAGGUCUUGCUAAUCAUGUUUUUAAGGUUUCCAUUACAAUAAUACAUAUUUUUCGAGAUGUCAACAGCAAUAAAAUAGCAUUUAAUUAUGGGGGCGCAAUUUUCUUCAAUCUUCGUUAUUUUGAACAAGUAUAUGCUGGCGAACUAAAACCAUACCUCCGAAAAUGUACACAAUCAACUGCCAUUAUACAUACGGUUGUUAAUUUUUAUUUCAUGGUAUUUUGUCAUGAAUUAACACACAAUAUUUCAAAGCCACAUAAUGAAUACUUUGUUUGUUGGCUUGAAAACAUUGCUGUUAAAUUUAUGACUAGCAAAGAUAUGUUUCUUGAACAAUUUUCAUUUGAGAAAUAUAAGCAACAAACUUAA
Messenger RNA from Rotaria sp. Silwood2, 798 nucleotides. The record is from the annotation of a GenBank genome assembly. Lineage: Eukaryota; Metazoa; Rotifera; Eurotatoria; Philodinida; Philodinidae.